UGUGAGCUGGGCUCUGUACUGCGAAGGACCUCCCACCAACUGUGUGAACCAAACAAAGAGAACUUUGAAAGAUGUAGCAUGACCACAGGAAUGCUCUGUAGGCGUGGUUUGGCUUCCCCAGACAGAUCCUCUGCCUCCACAUGCUGCUCAGCUGAAUGCAGUCUGUGCAAAUACCAAUACUGAAGCACAAGGUUUCCACGCCUGCAGAAGGAGAACGACUGAACCAUUCAUCAGAGCACAAAGCAGCACCAGAACCCACAGCAUACCAGAGGAGAAGGAUCCCAACAAGUUCUGACCCCCAGCUCCCAGAAGAGGAUGUGCACAUAUCGGUGCUGGAGUCCAAUACUUCCACACCCGCUAUGGGAGAAGGAGACCAACAGGAAACAUUUUCAGAGCACAAAGCAGCACCAGAGCCCCUUGGGCAGAGUGGAGGACUCCAGUGGGGUUCCUGGUGCCAUGGGAUGGGAAGAAGGAGAUCCUGUGUGCAGCUCAUUGCCGUGCAUGCAGCGCUGGGAGCACUCAUCCUCAUGCUGGUGGUGCUGGUGAUAUUGACCGUGUGUCGGCGGGCCUCCAUCCCACCUUUCUCAGCCUUUGGCCACGCAUGCCCCAACGCCUGGGACGGAUUCCAGGGGAAAUGCUAUUAUUUUUCCGAGGAGGAGAAUGAUUGGAACAGCAGCAGGGAGCACUGCAAUGCCCACGGAGCUUCCCUGGCCACCAUAGGCAGUGAAGAUGAGAUGGAUUUCAUGAUGCGCUUCCAGGGCCCGGCAAACUGUUGGAUCGGGCUGCACAGGGAAGAAGAGGACGCCCAGUGGACAUGGAGUGAUGGCACAGCCUUCACCAACUGGUUUGAGCUGCAAGGUGGAGGCCGAUGUGCGUACCUGAACGGGGACAGGAUCAGCUCAUCCCUGUGCCACCUACACAAGCACUGGGUCUGCAGCAGAGCUGACCACUACGUCCUCUGGAAGCAAAAGGUGCACCCACAAUGACACACCCCGUCUCCGCACCGCACACUGAAAGACCACAGAAAUGCAGAACUGGAUGAGGUGCUACGAGAUAAGGCUGAGGAGCUCAGCGGUGGUGAUGGUGAUAGGAGGAUGGUUAGAGGGGAUGAUCCUGUAGGUCCUUUCCAACCUUGUGCUUUAUGAUUCUAUCAUCAUUCAGAGCCACUCUCUGUGUCCGGGCCGUAAUGUUUCAGGCACUCUCUGUCCUCAUUUUCCUCUCACAGACAAGUUCCGUUUGCACAUCUGGGCUGGAGAUGAUUGCCUUUCAGCAGCUGCUGAACAGUGCUGCACAGAGAUGAGGGAGUUUCAGU
Messenger RNA from Gallus gallus (chicken), 1312 nucleotides. It is a transcript of the gene YLEC61, whose product is annotated as C-type lectin domain family 2 member D-like. Lineage: Eukaryota; Metazoa; Chordata; Aves; Galliformes; Phasianidae. The transcript has 7 exons. The record is from RefSeq and is a predicted model, not a curated record. Bases 156 to 986 code for a protein of 276 amino acids.